Molecule: messenger RNA, 1516 nt
Organism: Oreochromis aureus
Lineage: Eukaryota; Metazoa; Chordata; Actinopteri; Cichliformes; Cichlidae
Exons: 2
Coding region: 525-1508 (327 amino acids)
Source: RefSeq, a predicted model, not a curated record
AACAGCUGAUUGGCUGUGACUCCUAACCAGAGACCCCCAGUGCAUCCUGACGCCGUGAGAAGCCGACCCUGAAGUCUGUCGACAGCCCUCUCUAGGUAGAGGUGAGAGCCCUAGGACGUGAAUUCGGGUCUAGGCCAGGGUGAUUUAGAACGGUCCACGGCGCUGGGGUGCAGUGAGGAGAUCUCCGUCCUAACUACAGAUCCUUUGGAGAGUAUCUUGCAGGUUGAAGCCAGGUGAUUGGGUCCUGAUUCGAGUCCUCCAGAGAAAGAAUUGGAGCUCGCCCCGCUGGGAAGGCCCAUACCAAGUGCUUAUCACCACACCAACUGCCUGUAAGAUAGCAGAGAGACCAUCUUGGAUUCACCAAAGCCACUGCAAGAAAGUGAGUGACAGCCUAGACUCAUAGACUCCAGCACCCCUACCUUCUGGUGAUCUACCUGGUGAAGAUAGGGCUGAUUGGGUAUAUCCCGCCCUCUACUUCUCGCCAGUAGUCUACUCACCCAAGGAUCUAGGUGUGUUUGGCUGUCAUGAAGACACUCGCCGUCCUAGCAGCUAUCCUCCUGCUCCUAGCAGGACUCCUCGCGCUUUUCGAGGACAAUAAAGAAGACAAACAGCACCACCUGCAGACAAGAUGGACACAUGACAACUCACAUCUUCGUGACAUGACACAAGACCACAUUCACCCAUGGAUGAAUAACGCAUGGUAUCGCUACGUGCAUGACAGAACCAAGGGAGAGCCUAACAACACUGCGUGUUACGUCUGCUCCCACAUGCCAAGCACCUCAACGCAUCCCACCUUUUAUGGAGACUACAUGAACAAAACACAAGCCAAAUGUGCCGCCAGCUUUUCGGGCGUUGGCUAUCAGCAUAAUAAAAUCACCAUCAACGAGACAAGCUCAUCUACCAUCCACUCGCUUAACUUCCUUAGUAUCUUUCAGGGACCACCCCAACACGAGAUAAUCACCAUUGAAGACGCUGGACUUGACAAUGGAACGUGUGACCAACUUUUCUGGAUCAACUUCAGCGUGACAAACCGGAACACAUCCAUUCACUUCCCAGUGUUCUUGGACCAAACCCUAGGGAAGAACCACUCCAUGUGCUACCAGCAAAACAACGGUAACAGACCGCUUGGAAACACCACUAACUGUAAUCAGACCGCUGGAAGUGGAGAAGGUGCCCCUGUGAACACGACCGGCCCCUCAAAUGGCACUUACUGGGUGCAAGGAAUGGCCUGGCUAUGUGGACAACGUGCUUAUUUCAUACUACCCCCAGGCUGGACUGGAGUUUGUGCCCCCAUCUUCAUAUCAGACCACACCUUCAGGAUGACCGCUGUAAACACCACCCCAACCACACGAUGGAAAGGAAGAUCAACAUCUCCAGGUAUCCAACCACACGACCCCGUGUACGGCAGUGAUGUGCCCGAGGAAUUCAAACUAUGGACCACUGGACAGAAGGUCCUCCACUCACUGUUUCUGUGGGUUGGAACCGGAAAAAAACAUGUUAAAGAUUGAAACAUUGG